AGGAGGCAAAGGUAUAACUGUCUUCGGUCAUCCAACACCAGCCACCUCCACCAUGCUGCCUAAGUUUGACCCCAAUGAGAUCCAAGUCGUGUACCUGAGGUGCACUGUUAGCAAAGUUGGUGCCACGUCCCCGAAGAUCAAAGAUUGGCCCGCUGAGUCUGUCUCCAAAAAAGGUUGGUGAUGACAUCGCCAAAGUGACCUGUGAUCGGAAGGCAGGUCUGAGGAUUAUAGUGAAAAUGACCAUUCAGAACAGUCAGGCCCAGAUUGAAGUGGUACCUUCUGCCUCUACCCUGAUUAUUGAAGCCCUCAAGGAACCACCAAGAGACAGAAAGAAGCAGAAAAACAUGAAGCACAGUGGAAAUAUCACUUUUGAUGAGAUUGUCAAUAUUGCCCGACAGAUGCAGCAACAAUCUUUAGCCAGACAACUCUCUGGAACCAUUAAAGAGAUCCUGGGGACUGCCCAGUCUGUGGGCUACAAUGUUGAUGGCCACCACCCUCAUGUCAUCAUAGAUAACAUCAAUAGUGGUGGAGUGGAAUGCCCAGCUAGCUAACUACAAAGAAAAGUAUUUCAAUAAAGGAUGAUUUGCCAACCAAAAAAAUAAAUAA
This is a messenger RNA of Zalophus californianus (California sea lion), 606 nucleotides long. Its product is annotated as 60S ribosomal protein L12-like. The transcript has a single exon. Bases 237 to 551 code for a protein of 104 amino acids. Lineage: Eukaryota; Metazoa; Chordata; Mammalia; Carnivora; Otariidae. Gene Ontology annotation, molecular function: large ribosomal subunit rRNA binding; structural constituent of ribosome. The record is from RefSeq and is a predicted model, not a curated record. Gene Ontology annotation, biological process: translation. Gene Ontology annotation, cellular component: cytosolic large ribosomal subunit; ribosome.